This is a messenger RNA of Aspergillus calidoustus, 1230 nucleotides long. NCBI's taxonomy places the organism in Eukaryota, Fungi, Ascomycota, Eurotiomycetes, Eurotiales, Aspergillaceae. The record is from the annotation of a GenBank genome assembly.
AUGAACCAAUUCAGCAAUCGCGACGUGCAGUCUUCCGUUGGGGAGCCUGUCCACGCUGUCAUAGCUGUUGUCGAUCGUCUGCCAGGAGGUGAUAAAUCCAUGGCUGAAUCAGAAGGACUGUCCAUGUUGUUUGUUCGAAGCGAGAACAUUCAGGGCAAACCUAUCGCGUCCCGUCAAGUCCGGUCGGCUGAAAGAGAAGAGCCCACGAUUAAAUUCUCAUUUCUCGAGAGCGUCGCAUCUCAAGAAGCUAUGCGCCCACACCUCCAUGAAGUUGGUCUACGACUCGCGAAAACUAUAUUUAUCAAUGGCAAGGAAAACACACUUUUCGGUACCCGUUGGGCUUAUGAUGCUUCUGCGGGGAAGCUUUUCCUCAAGGAAUCUGUUGAUCUGUCCCUUUGCUCGAUCACGGUGAAUCAUACGGGUCUCCAGAAAUCGCUCGAGCUGCCGCUAUAUCCGGUUGGCGAGCGACGAAAGGUGAUAAAUAGCAUGGGCAAUAUCCUUCGUCAGAUAGGAAAGCAUGCCGAUGGUAAAUCGGACGAACCGAUGCCAGCUUCCUCUGAGUUAGAGAAGGAGCUUCCGCGGUAUAUUGAUGAACAUAACAUCGCAGACCGACGGGUCUCUGUUUGGGCUCUGAUCGAAACCUCAGUCGAAAGCCCCUACAGCAAGUCAAAGCAUUCACAAAGCGACCUUGCAAAGUCAAUCCAGGCGGGUGCUAAGCUUCAUCGUGUCAUGAGUGGCGGGGGUGGAUGGGGUAAGAAGCAGGGCCUUCUGUCUCUUGAUCCGGAAAUAAGCUUUGAAGAAGCCGGAAAAGAGGGUGUAGCUGCCCUCAGUUCUGUAUUUUCAGACAAUGCCCAGCAUGCGACCCACGAGGCAAUUCCUGCUUUCGAGCAGCGAAUGUUCAUGGAAGAUCUGUCUACGCUCUCACAAGCUGCGGAACCGGGUGACUACGUUCAAUUCUUUGCCUCCAUUGAACAAGACGAGCCGCUGAAAACCCAGAACACACACCCGCCAGUUUCGGAAGGAAGCAUUUUGUACAACUUCGGCGUAGUGUCUGACGCGGAGGCAUUGCCGAGCCAGAUUGAGCAACAGAGGGACCUGGCGGUAGUACCAAACCACUUCGGGGCUUUAUCGGAGAAGGCCAUCACAUAUCUGCAGCCAGUCGACGACGUGUACGAGUCUCGUACGAAGAUUGAUGUCCCUGGCUCACGGGUUGUCUUGACGCACUCGUGA